Topomyia yanbarensis is the source of this 863-nucleotide messenger RNA. RefSeq names its product superoxide dismutase [Mn], mitochondrial-like. Gene Ontology annotation, cellular component: mitochondrion. The record is from RefSeq and is a predicted model, not a curated record. Gene Ontology annotation, molecular function: metal ion binding; superoxide dismutase activity. Bases 94 to 753 code for a protein of 219 amino acids. The transcript is spliced from 5 exons. Lineage: Eukaryota; Metazoa; Arthropoda; Insecta; Diptera; Culicidae. Gene Ontology annotation, biological process: superoxide metabolic process.
CCAGCAUAUAAUAGAGCAUAAACAUGACAUUUUAGAGCUGUUUCAUGGGCAGGCAGCAGAUUCGCUGAUAAGCAUUACUUUACAACUUUAAAAAUGUUGGCGAUUCGCGGCGCUCUCUUGGGAACUGCAAGGAACGUUCCAGCAGUUUUGGCAUGCCGCAGCAAACAUACCCUUCCCGAUCUCCCCUAUGAUUUCGGGGCCUUGGAACCGGUUAUAUGUCGAGAAAUUAUGGAGCUUCAUCACCAAAAGCAUCACAAUGCAUACGUCACAAAUUUAAAUGCCGCCGAGGAACAACUUAAGGAGGCUGUAGCAAAGAAUGAUGCCUCGAAGAUCAUCCAGUUGGGAGGUGCAAUUAAAUUUAAUGGUGGCGGUCAUAUCAAUCAUUCGAUUUUCUGGAAGAACCUGUCCCCGGACCGAUUGGACCCAUCAGCCGAGUUGAAAAAAGCCCUCGAGCGAGAUUUGGGGGGAUUGGAUAACUUCAAGAAGGAGAUGAAGGCUGCCGCAGUAGCUGUUCAGGGAUCCGGUUGGGCCUGGCUCGGUUACAACAAGAAGACUAGAACUUUACAGAUUGCUGCUUGUCCGAAUCAAGAUCCGCUGGAGGCAACUACUGGUUUGGUUCCCCUGCUAGGAAUAGACGUAUGGGAACAUGCCUACUAUCUCCAAUAUAAGAAUCUUCGUCCAAACUACGUCGAUGCCAUUUGGGAUGUCGUCAACUGGAAGGACAUUUCAGAGCGUCUAGCGAAGGCACAGUAGUUUAGGAAUUACUCGAAUGUAGUACUAUGAAGUUGCUUUUGGAAAAUGUGCUCUGUACUAAGGAUAUGAUCCAAAAUAGAGUUAUUGGCAUUUGUUUUGACAUUAGGAAA